Messenger RNA from Strongyloides ratti, 1272 nucleotides. RefSeq names its product BRO1 domain-containing protein. The record is from RefSeq and is a predicted model, not a curated record. Lineage: Eukaryota; Metazoa; Nematoda; Chromadorea; Rhabditida; Strongyloididae. The transcript has 4 exons. Bases 1 to 1272 code for a protein of 423 amino acids.
AUGACACAUUGGUUUCAUAGAAAUCCUCUGAAACCUUCACUUCAUGUUAAAUUUGAAUUAAAAAAAGUUCUUUCUAAUGAUGGAGCAUCAAAAGUUUGCAGUGAAUUACGUCUUCGUCGUGAUCAACUAUUUGAAAAAUUUACCAAUGCAUCAAAUGAUUAUUUACUUGUUGAGGAAGAUUUUAAAAAAUAUAUGGAAUUUCUUUAUGGAUUUGUCUAUGAAAUUGGUAAAACAGAAGAUGGUAAAUUAAAAGAUAGUAAAUUAAGACACUUAAUUAAAUUUACAUGGGGACAUUCUAUGUUAGGAAUGGAUGGAUAUUGUGUAUCAGAUACAUGGUAUGAAGUAUUAAGUGUUGCAUUUAAUAUGGCAUUAUUUUUAUCAAAACAUGCUGCUUACUUAUCAGCAAAGGAUGAUGUUAAUGAUGUUGAAGGAAAAAAGAUACAUACAUGUUUAAGGAAAGCUGGAGGACUUUUUCAAUUUUGUCAGGAUUUUUCAGAUAAAGUUAUAGGAACAACAGGUUGUGACAUUCAAGGUUGUGAUUUAGAUAUGGAUGUUCUUGAAGUAUAUAAACAACAAUGUAUUGGUGAGGCACAGGAAGUUGUUGUUGGAAGAGCUAUUGAAAUGAAACACAAUGCUGAGAUAAUAUCUUCACUUUGCUAUAAUACAGCAAAUAUAUUUACAAAAUGUGACAAUAUUCUUGAAAAACUGCCAAAACAAAUAUUUGAUCGAUGGAGAUAUUAUUUUAAAAUAAAAAGUGAAAUAUACACAAUUUAUGCUUAUGCAUAUUUAGGAGAAUUACUUUUAUCACAAGAUAAAUGUGGGGAAGCAAUAAAAGCUUGUAAAGAAGGAAUUAUUCAUUACGAUAAAGCUGCCGAUAUUUGUGAUAAAUAUCCUUCAGCUCAGGGUAUUGGUGUUGCAGCUAAAAUUAAAAAUCAUUUAUUUUUUAGAAAAAUGAUUCCUAUUCUUCAACGACAUCUUGAGAAAGCUGAAAGAGAAAAUUUGAUGAUUUAUAAUCAAAAAGUUCCAACUAUAGCUCCAUCUUUAAUUACUAAAACUGAAUUUGGAUUAGCUAAACCUGAAACAUUUUCAAUGCCAUUUAAUUCUGAGAUAUGGAAUGAAAAUAUAUAUAAAGCAUUUGAUAUUACAAAAGCAAGUACACCUGACUUUUCAAAAAUUAGAAAAAGUAGCAAACAACUACCUCUUGUUAAGGAAGUACAGUUAUAUCAAACUGAAAAAGAUCAAAGUAAUAGAUCAGGUUGUGUUAUAUCAUAG